AGAACAUUCACAGAUAGUGAGCGUUGGCUGGAAAUAGUUCAUUCCUUCUCGAUUUCCUUAGUGGAUGUAGUCUUUUGCUUUGACAUAGUGUGUUGCUUUGACAUAUUUUAAGAACCACUACUGAAUGACGUGUUGCAUUGCAUCAGAGCUAACUACAGUGUAAGUGCAGCGAGAUCGCAGGGCCAAUUGUAGCAAUGGAUUACCACAUUUGGUGGAUAGUGUUGUUAGUCUUUGGAAGCCGUCAGAUUACAGCAAAUAAAGACAUACUUGACUUCACAGUGGUUUAUAGAACACCCUAUAAAACAUCGUGGCCUCCGCCAGAUUAUGUGGAAAAAAUAAAAGAAUAUCAUCGUUCAGGAAAUGCAAAGGGAAUGCUUUUGAAAAUUGAUGAUGAUUAUAUAGAUUCUGUAGAAGGGAUGGUGCCCUUAAAUUGUGCCCCUGCAACAUCAGCUUGCCAGUGGGAAUAUUCAAAUUCGUGGAAUUUUGUUGCUGUCAACACUAGUGUAGAUCAAGAUUUUACAAUUAAUAUUGGAGAGGAAGAUCAAGAAGAGAAAACCAAUUGUCCCGAGAGUGGUUGCUCACACAUUUGUUUUGAGAAUGGUCGACCAGAGUGCCGUUGUACAAAUGCAACACGCCACAUUUUAAACGAAAAUUGUAUUAAUGUACGAGGACAAAUAAUAAUCAAGUCUUCCAUAGCAGAAAUACCCUUAUUUUCUAGUUCUCUGGUAGUGCCUCCAAAAAAUGCUAUAACGUUCGGGACUGUUUCGCCCCAAUCAAAUUGGGAAUAUGGAUUAAUUAAUCUUUAUGAAGUAUUUGUGAAUGAAGUUAUGGAAUAUAAUAACAAGAGACAGAUUUUACAGAUUAAUAGUGUUGACGAUGGAACUAAGCAUUUUGAAUCUAGCCGUUUGUUGGAGAUUACUAGCAAUUGCAUAUUAAGUAUAGGUUUUAGAAGAGAACACCUAGCCCUAGCUGAAAUUCGCGGCAGUCUUAGUUACGACAUACUUCCUGUACUAGACGGAAUUUGUGUAUCUGUUAUAUACACGACGCCUGAAAGCAAUGGAGACAUGAAAUUGGUCGUAGGAUUGGCAAAUGGAACAAUAUUUGAAGUUUCAAAAUAUACGGACCGUGAGUUUGGUGACUGGAAAAUGCGAUCUUUCAUAUCAUUUGGAAAAAUGGCAAAUGAUAAAGUCAAUUUACGACUCGAAAUAUCUGGUAAAGGAACGAUACUGCAUAGUAUUUUCGGCUGCAAUCCUUUUGGUCCGAGAGAUAUUACCGUAUUUAAGAAUGCAGUUUCCAGCCCCAAGUUGAAUACGUUGGAAGAUUUAUUGGACAGAUGUCUAAAUGGAGGGAAGUACGAUAGCACUGCAAAUGUGUGUAUUUGUCCUGAAGGUUUCUCUGGCGACAGAUGUGAAGAAGGCUGCGGUCCUCACUAUUUUGGACGCAACUGUUCAGCCGAGUGUUCGAAUUUUGCCACUGGCUGUAGAGGGAUGAUAUUUUGCAAGAAGUACAUGUCGUGUCGUUGCGCUACUGGAUUCCAGGGAAACUUCUGUGAAAAAGACUGUGAAUCCGGAUACUAUGGUGCAAGUUGUACACAAAGAUGUGGAAACUGCGAAGAAUAUUAUUGCGACAGAUUUACUGGAUACUGUCCGCACGACUGUCAGCCAGGCUUUAGGAGACCUUUCUGUCGUACACGUCAUACUCAUUUUCAGGAAGCUGUUUGGACGGAGCUGCAGCCUCAAAAAGUAAGGGAUACUCUGAUUAGAAGAAACAUAUCAAAUCUUUUGCCAGGUGUUAAAUACGAAGUGCGAGUGAUUUAUAUAGACAAGGAUGGAAACAGUUAUCAGCAAUCAGUGCCUUCGACUUCUUUCUCAUCGUUUUGCACAGUGCCUACGUCCAUGAACUACAAUCUUGAAGCCAUAUCGAUGUCAUCAAGAAUUGAUUUAAUUUGGAAGUACGAGACCAACAAAACAGAUUGUCCAGUAACAGGAUACACGAUUGUACUGGAAAGGAACGUGGUUAAAGUGCAAAGAAAUGUGUCUGGACACGAAACAAGUUUCACCUUUUCCACGUUACUGCCAGGAGUUUCAUAUCAAGUGAAAAUUAAAGCAAAUACGGCAUAUGGAAAUGCACAUUUUUCAUCUCCUCUUUCUGUUAAAACGAUUGACGAAGCUCCUCUUCAUGUUUCUAAUUUACAAGUCACGGAACGAGAUUCUAGAAAAUUGCGAGUGUCUUGGAAACCACCCAGGUUUUCUGGAGGCUCUCUGCAGUACUACUUGGUGAAAUAUCAGUGCAUUAGAUUCUUGGCAUGUGAAGAAUCUUGUACAAGAGAUGCAAAGGAAAUACGAGUAGCAGCAAAUCAAAAUUACGCUGACUUGGAAGUCCUUCGACCCCACGCACAAUACUACAUUAGUGUGGCUGCAAAAUCUGGGAUAUUAGGACCAUACACAUCUUUUAAGGCUGUAACACAAGACACUGCUCCAGAUGCGGCUCCAGAAAUGAGUGAAACACCAAUAGUGACUUCGACAAAUGUCACCAUAAGUGUACAAUGGUUGCCUUUGAAGAGUUGUACCUUCCUAAAUGGGUACCUUGUUGGAUAUGGUUAUAUGCUUUAUUCUGAAAACCGAACAGUUGUUGCAACUGGAAAUACAACGAACACUCACAUUGCAUUUGAUAAUCUUACUCCUCAAGCUUCGUAUUUCGUACAUAUAUAUGCAAUUUCUACAGGUGACUGGAGUAGAGAUAAGCAAUUAAUUAUAAAUGCUUCAACAGCAGCGUCAGUGAAUGUCGAAAACAAUUCUUACCAAAUGGUAAGAGCUCGCAAUAUUCUUGUGAGCGAGUACGGAGAAUUUGUCACCGUUAAAACUGUCACGUCCGAAAAUGUUCCCGAGGCACCUACAUCAUUAUUCGUGUCUUCAAGAACAUCCGAUUCGAUUACUCUGAAGUGGGGACCACCAGACAUAUUUAAUGGAAUUCUCAGAUCUUUUCUCAUUAACGUCGAACAACUGGAUUCAGCAAAUUCCUCGAGUUGUUGCGUGUAUUCACCUCUACUAGAAGUUCCCGUAAAGAGUGAGGACAGAUAUUACGAACAUAAGGUGACCGAUUUAAUGCCAGCAUCUAAGUAUAUUAUUAGCGUUUCUGCAAAAACCAUAUCCAUUGGUCCUUCGGCGUUUCUGACCGUCAGUACUUCACCCGAAACUCCAAACUUAACACAGGCUCCAAAAGUUUUAGAUAAUAAUAGAGUAAAGCUGCCAUUGGGAGAAGGUUUUCCUGGUAUUAAAGGAACUUAUCUUCUUCUGGUUUUCCCUCCUAAUGGAAAUUUUACAAGUACGAUUUGGAACUCGGAAAUAAGAGAAAAACUCUAUAGUCUCGUCCCCACGAACAGUUUCUAUGUAGUAGAAGAAUAUAAUGCUGAAGACAUGCAGUCGUCACAGGAAGAAAAGGAAUACGAGGAAGUACAGAUUGUACAGGGAAAGGGUCCUCGAAACGGAACUAUUGGAUUAUUGGAGGAUCCUGACCUCCCUUCUGAUUUUAGGGUUGGUUUGGCUCUUGUACUUGAUUAUAAUGGAGCUGUGAGUGUGGGAUUUACUUUAGCAGAAGAGGCGAAGAAAAAUGACAGUGAAACUGAAGAUACUUAACAAAGCAGAGUAACCAAACAAUUAAAUUCUUUAUAUGUCAGUUCCCUUUGUGAAAAAAGUUAUAAUAAACAAAGAUGCAG
This is a messenger RNA of Gryllus bimaculatus (two-spotted cricket), 3715 nucleotides long. NCBI's taxonomy places the organism in Eukaryota, Metazoa, Arthropoda, Insecta, Orthoptera, Gryllidae. The record is from the annotation of a GenBank genome assembly.